Pygoscelis adeliae (Adelie penguin) is the source of this 2547-nucleotide messenger RNA. It is a transcript of the gene CDH12, whose product is annotated as cadherin 12, type 2 (N-cadherin 2). Gene Ontology annotation, biological process: calcium-dependent cell-cell adhesion; multicellular organism development; cell-cell junction assembly. The record is from RefSeq and is a predicted model, not a curated record. Gene Ontology annotation, cellular component: catenin complex; plasma membrane; adherens junction. Bases 163 to 2547 code for a protein of 794 amino acids. Gene Ontology annotation, molecular function: calcium ion binding; cadherin binding. Lineage: Eukaryota; Metazoa; Chordata; Aves; Sphenisciformes; Spheniscidae. The transcript has 11 exons.
CGGCAAAAACCUUGUCAUCAGAAGGAUUAAUGCCUACAUUAGCAUUUCCUCAAUAAAAUCAGAAGCUAAGUGGUGGAGGCCACAGACACCUCAAACCUGGAUUCCUCUGCUCUGCAUUAAGUGCUGGAGUUUUUAUUACUUGCUGUAGGGAAGCCGUUGCCAAUGCUUACAAGGAACUGCUUAUCCCUGCUUCUCUGGGUCCUGUUUGAUGGAGGUCUCCUAACGCCACUGCAUCCGCAACCACAACAGACUUUAGAAGCAGAGCCAAGAGAAAAUGUUGUCCCAGUGCCAGGGAGGAGGUCAUCUGCCCAGCGAGUCAAACGAGGCUGGGUGUGGAAUCAAUUUUUUGUGCUGGAGGAGUACAUGGGCUCCGAACCUCAGUAUGUGGGAAAGCUUCAUUCUGACUUGGACAAGGGAGUGGGCACUGUUAAAUAUACCCUUUCAGGAGAUGGUGCUGGCACGGUUUUUACCAUUGAUGAGACCACAGGAGACAUUCAUGCCAUAAGGAGCCUAGAUCGAGAAGAAAAACCUUUCUACACACUCCGGGCUCAGGCUGUGGAUGUUGACACCAAGAAACCACUAGAGCCUGAAUCAGAGUUCAUCAUCAAAGUGCAGGACAUUAAUGAUAAUGAGCCAAAGUUCCUGGAUGGGCCUUAUGUUGCCAGUGUCCCAGAAAUGUCUCCAGUGGGUGCAUAUGUGUUUCAAGUAAAGGCAACAGAUGCUGAUGAUCCCACUUAUGGAAACAGUGCUAGAGUGGUUUACAGCAUUCUUCAGGGGCAACCGUAUUUCUCCAUUGAUCCAAAGACAGGUGUAAUAAGAACAGCUCUGCCAAAUAUGGACAGAGAAGUGAAAGAACAAUAUCAAGUUCUAAUCCAAGCCAAGGACAUGGGAGGACAGCUGGGAGGACUAGCUGGUACUACCACUGUAAACAUUACUCUCACGGAUGUCAAUGACAACCCACCCAGAUUUCCUAAGAGUAUCUUCCAUUUAAAAGUACCUGAGUCCUCUCACGUUGGUUCUGCUAUUGGAAGGAUAAGAGCUGUGGACCCUGAUUUUGGGAAAAAUGCAGAAAUUGAGUACAACAUAGUUCCAGGAGAUGGAGGAAACUUGUUUGACAUUACAACAGAUGAGAACACCCAAGAAGGAGUCAUCAAACUGAAAAAGCCAUUAGACUUUGAAACAAAAAAGGCAUACACCUUCAAAGUCGAGGCCUCCAAUCUCCAUCUUGACCAUCGAUUUCACUCGGUGGGUCCAUUCAAAGAUACUGCCACUGUGAAGAUAAAUGUGCUGGACAUGGAUGAACCUCCAGUUUUCAGCAAGCCUAUGUACACAAUGGAGGUUUAUGAGGAUACGCCUGUGGGGACCAUUAUAGGUGCAGUGACAGCACAAGACCUUGAUGCUGGCAGCAGCUCGGUUAGAUAUUUCAUCGAUUGGAAAAAUGAUGUGGACAGCUACUUUACAAUAGAUGCUACUGAAGGAACCAUUGCUACUAAUGAAUUACUGGACAGAGAAAGCACAGCACAGUACAAUUUCUCUAUAAUUGCAAGUAAAGUUAGUAACCCACUAUUAACCAGCAAAGUCAACGUUAUAAUAAAUGUCCUGGAUGUCAAUGAGUUUCCUCCUGAAAUUUCAGUUCCAUAUGAGACAUCUGUAUGUGAAAAUGCCAAACCAGGACAGGUGAUACAGACUGUCACUGCAGCAGACAAAGAUUUGUCACCAACUGGGCAAAGGUUUUCCUUCAGACUGUCAGCUGAGGCUUCCAACAAACCAAAUUUCACAGUCCAUGACUACAGAAACAACACAGCUGGGAUUGAAACCAGGAGAAAUGGUUACAGCAGAAGGCAGCAAGAGCUAUACUUUCUUCCAGUAGUAAUAGAAGAUAGCAGUUACCCUGUCCAGAGCAGCACAAACACAAUGACUAUCCGUGUUUGCAGAUGUGAUUCUGAUGGUACCAUCCUGUCCUGCAAUGUGGAAGCAAUCUUCUUACCAGUAGGCCUCAGCACAGGAGCACUGAUUGCAAUCUUGUUAUGUAUUGCUAUACUUCUAGUCAUUGUGGUACUGUAUGUAGCACUACGGAGGCAGAAGAAAAAGAACACCCUGAUGACCUCUAAAGAAGACAUCAGAGAUAAUGUUAUCCAUUAUGAUGAUGAAGGAGGUGGAGAAGAGGACACCCAGGCUUUCGACAUAGGUGCCCUGAGGAAUCCCAAAGUGAUUGAAGAUAAUAAAAUACGCAGGGACAUAAAACCAGAUACCUUGCGUUUUCCACGUCAAAGACCACCAGUGGAAGAUAACACAGACAUAAGAGAUUUCAUUAAUCAAAGGCUGCAGGAAAAUGAUGUAGAUCCAGCUGCACCCCCUUACGACUCCUUGGCAACCUAUGCUUAUGAAGGAAAUGGAUCUGUUGCAGAGUCUCUCAGCUCUAUAGACUCCCUUACUACAGAGGCAGACCAGGAUUAUGACUAUCUGAAUGACUGGGGACCUCGCUUUAAGAUCUUGGCAGACAUGUUUGGAGAAGAAGAAAGUUAUAACCCUGACAAAGUCACUUAA